CGAUUGGCUGUAUAAAACUAUAAAGGCGCCUUUUGAUGCUGACGUUCGAUGCCUAUUUUCAGUGUCAAAAGAUAUCACGUGAUUAAAAAUAACGAAUUGAUAUCUUAAUUUUUAGUCAUGUGAUGUUAUUUGAUACUGAAAAAGAGUCGAGCGUUAGCGUGAAAAGAUAUCUAGAGUCCUUAUAAUAGGGUUUCUAAAGGCAUCUUAAUAUAUGGAUAAAAAUAUUUCUAAUGUUUUCUCUACACCAGCUUUCCCCAUGACGUUCAUGACGAUCUGUAUGUAACGCGUAUAAUUCCCAAAAUAAUUCUGAAAAAUUAAUUAACACGUGCGACUAACAUAUGGAUGUUGCACAUUAAAACGCGAACAGUUACGAACGCAUGCGUGAAUCUUUUUGCAUUUAAAACUUGGUUCGUGGGCAUUUUGAUAAUACAGAUGUAUAAUAAUGUAUAUAUGUAUGUACACAUACAUACAUUGUUAUGCAGUAGUCAGUAGUCAGAGUAGCCAUCAGCAAGUGUCAAGCGAAGAGAGAUAAACGAGCAUCAAAGUCGAAGAUAAAUUCGACUAACGAGUCGCCAACGGUAUCUCGUGUGUGGCGGAAGGUGGAAAGUCGAAUCGAAUAAAUGGCGGGCCAUAAUUAUCUGAGUGAUCCGAAGAAUCCAUUCUUUUCAUUGGAAGAUGACAUAGACGAUGAAACAUUUCUGAAAAAUGCGCCAGUCAGGACUCUGCCUACUGGGCGUUAUACAAAUUUUGACAAUGACAUAACGCAGAAACGCCAACAAUUGUUGCAACGUAAAAAAGAAAUAGAAGAACGCACGAUACAGUCUUCGGAAAGAUCCGUCUCGCUUCUGAGAGACUCUGAGCAAAUUGGUGUAGCUACAGCUGAGGAAUUAAUCAGGCAAAGAGAACAAUUGCAGAGAACAGAAAAGAGACUAGAUGAUAUUAAUAGCACAUUAAGAUUUAGUCAGAAACAUAUACAGGGCAUAAAGAGUGUCUUUGGUAGUCUGAAAAACUACCUCAGUGGUAAAUCUCUGGAUACGCCAAUACCAUCGACAAAAUUAUCAGAGUCUUCCAGUUCUGGAUCUGUAACAUCUCCUGUAUUAUCCAACACAUUAGAACAAGUACAAAGUAACAUUAACAAUCCGUAUUCAUCGAUGAAAGUAAAAGAAAGUUACAAUGCGCGUGACAAAACUUUUGAAGAUGUUAGGCCUGCCAGUGACAGAGUAACCAAAGCUUUAGAGCAAAAUCUAAAUGACAUGAGUGGAUCAUUGGCAAGACUGAAACAUCUAGCGAUUGGUUUAUCUGAAGAAAUAGAUUCGCAAAACGAUCUGAUUGAUAAUAUUACCGAUAAAACUGAAAAAGCAGAUAUACUGCUGCAACAGCAAAAUAAAGACAUGUUACAUUUAUUGAAAAAAUAAAUUAGAAAACUGUCAUACAUCGAACUUUUUGCUUAUCAUUAAAAACGAUUCAAAAUUCACACUUUUAUACAAAAUAUGGACAUAAGAUAGUGAAAUGGAUCUUUGAGAUAUUGAUUUAUACCGUUGAAUCAAGGUCGUUCAAUAAUAUUAUGUGACAUUUUAUAGAAUUUUUCAUAAGAUGAUUGCGCAAUCUUUACAAUAUAAUUAUAACGAUACAAUAGCGUAGAAUGAUCUAUUGUCAUAUCGUUCUUUAUAGGAAAGGAAUCCAUUUUGUGAAUGAUGUUGAUAUUAUAAAAGUACAUGUAAUAUCUUUAUAUAAUGUAUAUACAAAUACAAAUGAAUAAGAUGCAUGAAAAACUUUUGUUUCUCAAGACUUUUGUAGCUUGUUGAGACAAAAAUUUUCUAUGAUUAAUGUCCAUGUAUAAUAAUUACAUUACAAAUUUUUUUUUGUUUCUUAUUGAUAUAAAAAUAUAUGAUUUUUAUAUAUUUUAUAUUAUAUAUAUAUAUAUGCACACUCAUAUUUUUAUAUAACAAUGAAAAAAAUUAUGAAUUAUCAGUGUUAUUUUGAUUAUUUUUAAUUUUUAAUGAAGUAUCAAUAUUAUUGUGCAUAAAUUACAUAAUGUUUACAUAUAAUUCAUUCCUUUUUGUAAAAAUGUCCAAAAUGCUCAGCAUGUAACUAACAUGAAUCUCUACAAGUACUUUUCAUACAGUGUCUAUUCAAAUCUUAUGCUUUAGAAGUAUAUUACAUAUAUACUAUACAUAUGAAAGAUAGAUAUGAAUCAAAGCAUAAUAAUAUGGAUAGGAUGGACCUGAUAGAUGAUAAUUAUGAAUAGUAUAAUAUGUAUAUAGUUAUAAUUUGCCAGUUUUUCCAUGUUGACUUUUUUUCUUGUUUUUAUAUAGAUUAAUAUUGUGCACAAUUGUGUAUGGGAGAAAGUAAUAUGUCGUUAAUAUACAUGCAAGAAAAAUACAUGUAUACACUUAUGAGUAAAGUUACACUAUGUUAUGUGAUUGCCAAAUUUAUUUAUUAAAAGUCCAUACAAUUUUGUUUUUCUUUGUUAUUUAUCAAGUCAAAAUGUUUAAUACUUGUUAAUAUUAAAAAUAAAACUUAAGAAUGCUUG
Molecule: messenger RNA, 2533 nt
Organism: Cataglyphis hispanica
Lineage: Eukaryota; Metazoa; Arthropoda; Insecta; Hymenoptera; Formicidae
Gene: Snap29
Product: synaptosomal-associated protein 29
Exons: 3
Coding region: 621-1415 (264 amino acids)
Biological process (GO): exocytosis; synaptic vesicle fusion to presynaptic active zone membrane; synaptic vesicle priming
Cellular component (GO): SNARE complex; plasma membrane
Molecular function (GO): syntaxin binding; SNAP receptor activity
Source: RefSeq, a predicted model, not a curated record